This is a messenger RNA of Temnothorax curvispinosus, 1364 nucleotides long. RefSeq names its product lipopolysaccharide-induced tumor necrosis factor-alpha factor homolog. The transcript is spliced from 4 exons. The record is from RefSeq and is a predicted model, not a curated record. Lineage: Eukaryota; Metazoa; Arthropoda; Insecta; Hymenoptera; Formicidae. Bases 820 to 1155 code for a protein of 111 amino acids. Gene Ontology annotation, molecular function: zinc ion binding.
AUAUGCAGACAUAUGCAGUUCAUUUAUGGGUAUACUUGAUUUGAGAAAUUAUUCAAACUUUAACUUGUAAUAUCUUGCUUAGCAUUAAAGAUAUCCAAAAACUGUAAAGGACUUUUUGACUCAGAUUUUUAUGUAGAAUAUGCGAUUCUUUUUAUGACAUAUACAUCAAUUAAACCCUGCACAGGACCAGCGUAUAGCAGUGCCGCGAUUUCGUGGAAUCGGUGAGAUGUGAUAAUCCCUACCACUUGGCAUGGGGAUUCACACCACUAUUAUAUACAUACAUGCACGAUAUAUCGAUGUAGCAGAAGCCGAAGCUAUACCGAUAUGUAAUGCAUGUGGUAGUAGCAUCUUAUGUCCCCCAUGUGGUGGGGACAUUCCACGAAAUCGCGGCACUGGCUUACAUAUACAGUUCACAUGUAUGUACCGCAUUCGCCGCUGAUAACUUCAUGGCACUAGUGCGAUUUUGGUGCGCGCCGCGAGCCGCGAGUAUUCGAGUGUUCUCCAACAAACGUUCUCAAACGAGCGUUCUUUGACACAACAGGUACGCUUACCUAUUAAUAGAUCGAUACCAAACCCAAGAAUUGAACACAUUCGUAAGUAAUAAGCUAUAGUUAUGAUUCCCACAACAAAAAAAAAGUUUUUGGCGGAAUUUAUUGCAAAGAAAUAACUCGUGUUUGAAAGGAAGACGGACCAAGACCUUGAUUUUGGAGCAAAGUUAUUGUAAGUCCUGAAAUUAACACGUUGGCUACCGCUGGAAAACGAUUGAUGCGGCUACAGGCUUUAUUUUUGCGGAUAAUAACGAAAGAGUAGACAAUUAUAAUGGAAAAAGAGAAGCAACAAUCAAGUUACACGUCACCAUCAUACCCUAAUCCGCAGCCACCACCGAUAAUGCCACUACCACAAACGGUACAUACGGUUUUAACGAGGAUGGUGUUCAGCAAGGAAAGUCAAUAUAUAAUCUGUCCACAUUGCCAUGCUGACACAAGUACGCGCGUAGUGUCGGAAGCAAACACGAAAACACAUCUGCUUGCGUUACUACUCUGUGCAUGCGGAUGCUGUUGUUGUGCACCGUGUCCUUACUGCACGGAUUCUAGUCGAAUCCACAGGCAUUAUUGUCCAGCGUGCACUAAUUUCCUUGGAGAAUCAACAAAUUAAUUAAUUUGUCUACUUACAAUAAAUAUAUACGAAGAUACAGCAAAAUUAUGUUACCAUCAAUUCUGUGGCGGAUUUACCAAACUCCGUCGCGGCGUCGCUCUACGCAUUUGAAAUUUUGCCGCCCUUCAAACUUGGCUGUAGAUCAAUUUUAAUUAUCAACUCAUUUUUUGAAUUGUUUUAUUAUUAAAUAUUUUUAUAAUAUAUUAGAA